AUGAAAAUGAUUUUACCAGGGAUACUUCUUGUUUUAUCCUGUUUGAUUCCCAUCACUGGUGGCACGGACGACGUUACACAACAAUGGUAUUACACUCAAAUGUCACAAAAUGUUGUACCACCAUACAAAGAAGCCUAUACAACUUUACAACAAAAAGUUCUGAAUCCACUCUUGACUAAUGUUAAUACAACGAAUGAUACAGCUGUCAGUCAACUCGUUUCAAGUUUAACCUGUUCAAUUCAAAAUCUUGAUGAUCAGUUGACUACAGCUGUUAAUGAAAGUCAAAAAUUAAGAAUUCAAAUUGAUCAAAACGUUGUUGAGGCUGUUGCGGCUGUCAGUGCUAAGAUGAGCCCAAAAGAACAACAAAUAACAGCUAAACAAGGUGAAAUUCACACAAAAACAACGGAAAUCCAAGGUGUUCAGAAUCAAUUGACAACAGCUGAACAAGGUCUCAGAGAUAAACAACAAGGUUUAGCCGAUGCUGAAAAUGCUCUGCGAAUUGCACAAGAAAAAGUUGAAGAAGCAAAAAAAUGUAUCACUGGUCGUCGUAAAAAACGUUGGUUGGGUUCCAUUUGGAAUCCAAUUCGAGAUACUAUCACUAAGCCAAUUCAAGAAAUUUUAAGACCAGUUCAGGAC
Molecule: messenger RNA, 636 nt
Organism: Didymodactylos carnosus
Lineage: Eukaryota; Metazoa; Rotifera; Eurotatoria; Philodinida; Philodinidae
Source: the annotation of a GenBank genome assembly